UGUAUUCAUUUAUACUCUCGAGACAGGUGUAUCAUCACCAUCUACAACUCCCCGAGCUGCUUGAUCGUGCUCUCCGCCACUUUCAAGAGCGCGGCCUUGUCGGCCUUGGGCAUGGCCGUCGCGAAGACCUUCUGGAGCUUCUCGACCGUGUCGUACUCCUCGCUCAACGAGCCGUCGCGGUCGAACUCGAUGUCCUGGAUCGAGUCGGGCAGCUCGUCCUCCUCCGCGACGCCGUGGAUCUUGACGAGGGCCGCCUUCAUGGCGUCGUCGAUGGCCAUGAGCGCCUUCAUCCGGCCCUGCGCGGUGACCGCGAUUCCGAGGCGCGUUCGAGGCGCGUCCGGCGCGGCGCGUUCGCGGACGCGGGCGCCGCGCCAUGUCGUAUUUUGCGGUGACGAGGUUCUUCUUCAUGGUUUUUGAGGCGCGUAGGACGGCUCGUGGGCUGUAA
Pelagomonas calceolata is the source of this 445-nucleotide messenger RNA. The record is from the annotation of a GenBank genome assembly. NCBI's taxonomy places the organism in Eukaryota, Pelagophyceae, Pelagomonadales, Pelagomonadaceae.